Molecule: messenger RNA, 569 nt
Organism: Linum trigynum
Lineage: Eukaryota; Viridiplantae; Streptophyta; Magnoliopsida; Malpighiales; Linaceae
Source: the annotation of a GenBank genome assembly
CGCGCUAUCUCUGGUUAAUUGAAAGUUUAACUAAUCUCAUAUAGUUGAAUUUGUGCAAUUUGAUGUUGAUCAAUAAUGGGAUCGAUGGAGCUGGGAGUUUGGUCUGUGUGGUUAUGUAUAUGAAUAUGGACCCCAGGAAUCUCUUCCUCCUCCGCUCCAUCGUCACCAAGCCCGAACUCCAAUCUCCCGAGGCUGCCGCAGCGGCCGCACCAGAGCCGACUCCAGAUCUCCCGCCUCGAAACCUGGUGGGCGGGGCUCGGGUUCACUUCCCCAAUCCCGAGGACGCCAUCGAGGUGUUCGUCAAUGGGUAUCCUGUCAAAAUCCUCAAGGGGAUGACGGUUCUGCAGGCUCGUGAAAUCGCCGGGGUUGAUAUCCCGAGGGAAGAUGGUCGUUUUGCCAUGCCUGCUCUUCCUGGUUUUUAAAUCCGCCGGCGGAGGGGAGAUGGUCGAUGGAGGAGGGUUGGGCAGGCGGCAGGCGGCAGGGAGACUGGGAGAAUGGGAGAAUGGUCGAUUGAGGGGCUCGAUUGGGGUUUUUGCGGAAGAGGAGGGCGGCGUAGUUUUAGGAUUGAA